GGUGAGUGAGAGCGUUGCUUCACAGGGCUCAGAUGGGGAAACAACUGUAAUAGAAAGGGUUCACUCUAACACGCCUUUUUUAUUUUAUUAUUAUUACCUUUUUUGCCUCCAGAUUUGUCUUGUACUUUAAAGGCAUUUGAAGAUGAUGCGAUUGCUGUUUCUGUGUGUGCUGCUACUCCUGCCAGCUGCCACCGUUCUUGCAGAGGACUUUGAAGGAUCAGCUGACGAGUCAGAUGAUGAGGAUAUUAUUGCGGACAAGCGUGGUCGUUUGCUCACGGAACAAGAAACGGCAAUAGGAAGCUCCCACAAUGACGAAAGCACACAAGAAUCUCCAAUUCCUAUUCCGAUCAUCAUAGCUGUGGUUGUACUGGUGGCUCUUUCCGUCAUCGCAGUAGUUGCCAUAAUGUUGAUGAAACGACGGAAGCUCAAACAACAGCAAGGGAUUUACUCUGUACCCGUUGAGCAGAACCAUAAGGAAGCAGUCUAGUUCCUGGCAGCACAGCAGCUCUGCAGCACAAAGCCAAGCGAGCGAGGAGAACAGGCCGUGUUUUCCCCUCCUCUCCGACUCAGGACAUUUGAACUCAUUUGCACAUCAGCCUGCUUCUCACUGCCCACCGUCUCACAUACCCAUAAACCUAUCUAACCUGUGCAGUGUGACUUCUCUUUUCGCUGCUGUGCACUUUUUUUUUCUUCUUCUUCUUCUGUAUCCCAGCUUUUUGUUCCACAUUUAGACUGUGGGAUUUUUUUUUGGAACGCAUUCAAACCUUAUAAUUGGAUUCUGUUUGAAGAAUCCAAAUUAAAAGCAGAGCUUGUGGCUUGAAGCUUCUUUUUGUUGAAAUUAAUAAUUUAGCGCAGCCAAAACCUCCCUUUUUUUUUCUCCGAAGCAUAAAAUGAUUGACCAUUUAAGCAGAAAAACUGUAACUGUGCUUUGAUUUGCCUGCGUGUGGAACGGGCCUGUCUAUGAAAUGGUCGUUGACUGAGACAAACCGUGCUAAUCCGCAGUAAGCCAGCUGAGUGCUCACUUAUUUUCCCAUUCACUUGGUUGACAUUCUCUGUUCCUGGUCCGAUGGGAGCAACCGGCGCCAGUGCAAAGGCAAAACCCGCUCUUCAUCUUUUUUUUUUUUUUUUUUCAAAGGAGCAAAAUAAAGAUGAGUGGAUGCACCAGCUGAGCACAACUUUCAGCUACGCUGCAAAAUAAUCAACCACAGUGAAAGUUUUUGUUUCCUCCACCCCCCAUUUUUUUGUUCAUCUUAGCAAAGCUUCUGCUAAGUCUUAUGCAUUGUAACUUGCUCUCAGAAACCUGUGGAGCGUUGGAGCAAUGCCCCCCAUCACUGGUAGGAGGAUACUUGAUGAAGGGGAGGGAAUACAACAGUUGAAGCAGAAUGAUUGGGGAAUUGCAAACAACGCUUUUUUUUUUGAUGGAAGGGUGCUGGUUUCACUCACAUGACAUCAAUCACCACUAUGUGCAGGAAAACUUUCUAUGCAAGAAUCAAACCUGAAGACCAAUUUCAGAAACUGGUUCAGGCAAAGUGGGGUAACCCCCCGGCUUUUAGAAAUAUGGAGUUAAACACAUGACAUGAAGCAAAAUCUUAUUUCCACUAAAUCUUGUUGACGAGAAACAAUGCUUGGCUUUAAGAAAAGAGCAGUUGUCCAUGGAUCAAGUGUCAGGUAUCAACUUAUAAAAAAAUGAUGCGAAUUGGUACAAAAAAAUCUAAUGGCUUUAACACAAUUUAUAUCUGAACACAUCGUCAACACCUUUUAUUUUUUAAUUGUAGCCUUUAAUGUGUAAGCAUUUCAUUGAUAAAUAACGAGCUGGAAAAAAAACAGAACAUUUCAUUUUUUUUUUCGUCCACUACAUAAAUGAUUUUGGUUCUUGAUUCUGUUUCCUAACAAUCGUGCAGGGGUAUCUCUGUCCCAAAAGAUGUUUCUGCACACUUGCAAGAUGCAUCUAUGAUAUUUCCCCCUUUGGAAAGCCUCCCUAUUGCGACACUACUCACCAAAUGUAAUGCAAUACAUGUAGCAUUUUAACUUUGAGAAAAUCUGUCAUUUUAAAAAUGUAUGUCAAGCAUUGUAUUUAACCUGUUAUAAGUGCAGUUUAUCUGUGGAAAAAUGGCAAUGCUUUAAACGCCUUUUAUUGUUAGUAAUUGGUUAAUGCAAAUGUAAAGGCAGGUAGUCUGAUAACAGUAUACAGGUCAUAAUUAGUUAAAUUUAAAUUGUAUAUAUCUGCUGCACAUGUGACAUUUGUUCUAAGGACUAAAAACUUUAUAAAAAUGGCUUAAGGGUUAUCUUUAGUGAGGAACUUCUAUGAUUGGAGUAAGCCUUGUGUAAAAUAUAUAUCAGUGUAGAAUUUAAAUCAUCAUGUCAUGUUAAAUGCUUAUAUUCUUAUAUGCACUUUUUUUAUAUAUAGUUGUAUGCCAGAUACAUUUAUUUGGGUAUCCAUGUAAUUUCCAGAGCUUGUAAUUGAUGUAUUAACUGCCAAAACAGAAAAAAAAUACCAUCAUCAAUUUGCACAGCUACAGACACCUUUUUAUUUGUUCCAGCAAUUAAAACAGGGAAGCUGCUGUGUGUGUGUGUGUGAGUGUAUAUAUAUUAAAAGCUAUGCUGAACUCUGGAUUUUGCCCUAUUUUGACAUUAAAAGUACCAUAAAAUGUG
This is a messenger RNA of Fundulus heteroclitus (mummichog), 2652 nucleotides long. RefSeq lists its product as uncharacterized. The record is from RefSeq and is a predicted model, not a curated record. Bases 143 to 487 code for a protein of 114 amino acids. The transcript has 8 exons. Lineage: Eukaryota; Metazoa; Chordata; Actinopteri; Cyprinodontiformes; Fundulidae.